CAAAACAACUUCAUGCAAACAUCGUAUGAGCAUUAGCUAAAAAGAUUAUCCCCCGCCUCAAAGUCCUUGCCGGCCAAGGCAGCCUUUCUCGGCAAACGCACGACACACCUUCUAGGCACAUCACACAAAGACACUCGCAUAUCGAGAGUGAAGCCACAAGCGGAUAGCCAAGAUGCCUACCCUUGAUCCUAGCGAAUUGAAUGUAGUUCUCGCUGUAUUUGGCGCGUUCAUCAUUCUAUUUGGUAUCAUCUCCGUCAAGAUAAAGAAUGUGUGGUACCUGGGCGAGGCCUGUAAGCUUAGUUUCGGACACUCUCCACGGCUUUGUCCUAGUCGACAUGAUGCUCAAUCUCUUGUACAAUGUCCACUGACAAUUAGCUUCGAAUUAGUACCGGCCGUCGUGUUAGGCAUAUGCCUUGGUCCUAUAGCUGCUAGGUUCAUCGACAGUGAGAGAUGGGGGUCAGCUAUUGAGGGACAGACCCAAGAAAUCACUCUUGGUCUCACGAGAGUGAUGAUUGGUAUCCAACUGGUCAUGGCCGGCUACCAGUUGCCAGCAAAGUACCAAAAGAACAAGUGGAAAGAGAUGGCCAUACUUAUGCUGCCCAUCAUGACCUUGAUGUGGUUGGCUACGACAGCCUGUAUCAUUGCAACCAUUCCUAAGUUGACGUUCCUGGGUGCUGGGGUGAUUGCUGCUUGCGUUACCUCAACUGAUCCAGUUCUGUCACAAGCGGUUGCCAAGGGACCAUUUGCCGACAAGUUCGUCCGGCGCUCCUUGCGUGAAAUCAUCUCUUCCGAAAGUGGCGCAAACGACGGCUUCGGGUUUCCGAUAUUGAUGCUGACAACAUAUCUCAUACGGCACGCGGAGGGAUCUGAGGCACACACAGAUGAUGCAACAUUGCAUGCUAUCGGUCGUGCACUUCUUCCUAGAGCCGGUGACGUUGCACGUCAAGGUGGAGGUGUUGGUGUUGCUUUGCUAAACUGGUUGCUGGAGACCUGGCUUUACUUCGUCCUCAUGAGUAUAGCCUACGGGAUCAUUGUGGGAACACUGAUUAGGCUUGCUCUGAAAUAUUCUGUCAGAAAGAAGUGGAUCGACUCUGAAAGCUACGUGCUCGUGCCAACGGCAAUAGGCCUCUUUAUGAUGGGCACUUCAGGAGCCAUCGGAACCGACGAUCUGCUAUCUUGCUUCGUUGCCGGCAGUGCACUCAACUGGGACGGCGAGUACCUUGCAGAGGCACAGAAGCGACACGACGAAGUCAACGCCAGCAUCGACGUUCUUCUCAAUUUUGGGGGGUUCAUCUAUCUCGGAACCAUCAUCCCGUGGAGCGACUUCAGCUCCGACAUCACCGGCAUCAGCCUUGGUCGGCUCUUUGCUCUCGGCGCACUUGUCCUCGUGUUUCGCCGCAUUCCUGCCGUGCUCCUCACAUACAAGCUCAUGCCCAACACUAUUAAGGACUGGAAAGAAGCCUUAUUCAUGGGUUACUUUGGCCCUAUCGGCGUUGGUGCUGCCUUUUAUGUCGAGCAUGCGCGUCAUCUCUUCCCUAAGCUUGCCGAGGCCGAGGGCGACAGCGAGGUAGUUGAUAUGCUCCGGGCUAUUGGUCCCGUUGUGUAUUGGCUUGCACUAUUCUCCAUCAUAGUCCACGGAGUAUCUAUACCGAUCCUCAAUGUCAUCUACGGAUGCAUGGGUGUCCAGCCGGUUCAGGAAGAUGCUGUGGCAAUCCGACGCCGGUCUGUUCGCGUCCCUCCUCCAUCGAACGCGGUCGAGGGCGACAAGGAGACCUUUAUCGCUUUCAACCGUUUCUCUCGGCCGAACAUGUCAACAGAGACACUGUCGCACAUGGGAGAUGACAACUCAUCUGUUGGAGAUGAGAAAGUUCGACACUCAGACCUCGAGUCCGGCCUCCAAGAAGCGAGGCAAAAGGCAGAGUUAUCUCCAAGGCGAAGCUUCAAUCUCCCACGACUGAAUGCGCCUCGCAGCUUCAGUCUGCCUCGAACAAGUAUGAGUCAACUGAAAUGGGAUCAGCCACACGUUACGCAGGGCUAGAACAUUGCGCUGGAACUGGGACAUGUCAGUGGUAGAAAAGGAGCAUCGGAGCCCAG
Colletotrichum godetiae is the source of this 2094-nucleotide messenger RNA. Its product is annotated as sodium/hydrogen exchanger family protein. Gene Ontology annotation, biological process: sodium ion export across plasma membrane; proton export across plasma membrane; regulation of membrane potential. Bases 173 to 2038 code for a protein of 621 amino acids. Gene Ontology annotation, molecular function: sodium:proton antiporter activity. Lineage: Eukaryota; Fungi; Ascomycota; Sordariomycetes; Glomerellales; Glomerellaceae. The record is from RefSeq and is a predicted model, not a curated record. The transcript has 5 exons. Gene Ontology annotation, cellular component: plasma membrane.